Egretta garzetta (little egret) is the source of this 2938-nucleotide messenger RNA. RefSeq names its product unc-45 myosin chaperone A (gene UNC45A). NCBI's taxonomy places the organism in Eukaryota, Metazoa, Chordata, Aves, Pelecaniformes, Ardeidae. The transcript is spliced from 18 exons. The record is from RefSeq and is a predicted model, not a curated record. Gene Ontology annotation, molecular function: Hsp90 protein binding. The coding region runs from base 335 to 2938 and encodes 867 amino acids.
CGCGCCUGCGCUGGGAGGCCCUGUCGGUCCCCGGGCAGGACUCGCUCACCUUCUCUCCUGGCCCUGCCCGCUGUCCCGUGCUGCCCCACCACCCGGGGGGGCUGUCAGGGCCAGGGCAGGGCACUCCCGCCCGUGCCUGGGCUGUGCACGUGCUCUGGGGCCAUUCCCCGGGCAGUCACAGCAUCUCUGAUCUCCCGCUGUGGAACUUUCUCUGGGGCAGGGGGAAACACUAGGAACUUCAGGUGCUCGAGUAGACCGGGAGCACUUGAAAAGCAUGAAGAGGCCCUAGGGCUCCUCAGGGACCCCACAAGGGUUGUGCUCUGGGAAGUAUGGGAUGCCCUUACUGGGCUGGCUCCCUGUCCUCAGCCAUGCUGUUCCCAUCCUCAAACCCCGCAGUCCUGUCCGUGCUCUUCUCUCUAAAGCAGUGGCUGGGGGCUCCCCCUGGGCCCCGGCGGCCUGCACGAGCAGCACGGCAGGCAUUUCCCUCUCGCCGACUCUCUUUCUGCAGGAGGACUACGCCAAGGCAGAGGCUGACGCAUCUAAAGCCAUUGAAGCCGAUGGCCGGGACAUGAAGGCGCUGUUCCGCCGGAGCCAGGCGCUGCAGAAGCUGGGCCGGCUGGACCAGGCUGUCAGUGACCUGCAGCGGUGCGUGAGCCUGGAGCCCAAGAACAAGGCCUUCCAGGAGGCCCUGCGUGCCCUGGGGAGCAGCAUGCAUGAGAAGAUGAAGACCAUGUCCUGCACGGACUCGAAGGUAGAGCAGAUGUUCCAGAUCUUGCUGGAUCCUGAAGAAAAGGACACAGACAAGAAGCAAAAGGCUGCGCAGAACCUGAUUGUGCUGGCACGAGAGGAGGCCGGAGCAGAGAAAAUCUUCCAAAGUGAUGGUGUGCGGCUGCUGACACAGCUGCUCGACACGGCCAAGGCUGACCUGAUGCUGGCGGCCCUGCGCACCCUGGUGGGGCUGUGCUCUGGGCACCGCUCCCGGACCAUGGCCAUCCUGGUGGAGCUGGGGGCCCCUCGUCUUUCGGCGGUGCUGGGUGUGGAGCACGAGCAGGUUUCCCUGGCUGCCUGCAACCUUCUGCACGUGAUGUUUGAUUCCCUGAAGGAGGGGCUGCAGAAGGACUUCCGUGGCAAGGAGGAUGCGGUGGUGCUGGAUUCCUCCAAGGACCUGAGACUGCUGAUUAAGCACCUCCUGGAGCUGCUGGCGCUGGAAGGGGCCUCUGCACACGGCCGUGACAACGCCCUCAACCUGCUCAUCAAGGUGGUGCCCAGGAAGUCGCCGAAGGAGACCAACAACAGCCUGAGCCUCUGGGUGAUCGACCAGGGUCUGAAGAAGAUCCUGGAGGUGGGAAGUACAGUGUGCGGUGCCCCGGGCAGCCUGCCCGUGACGGAGAACAGCCGGAUGAGCGCCUCAGUUCUGCUGAGCAAGCUCUACGAUGACCUGAAAUGCGAUGCUGAGAGGGAAAACUUCCACCACUUGUGUGAGGACUACGUGAGGAGCUGGUUCGAGGGGCACGAGCUGGCUGGGAAGCUGCGGGCCAUCCAGACGGUGUCGUGCCUGCUGCAGGGCCCCUCGGAUGCUGGGAACAGGGUGCUGGAGCUGGAGGGGAUCAUGGACAGCGUGCUGUCCCUCUGCGCCUCCGUCUGCGAGGCCCACCAGCUGGUAGCGGUGGAGGCACUGAUCCACGCUGCCGACAAGGCCAAGCGCGCCUCCUUCAUCACUGCCAACGGCGUCAGCCUGCUCAAGGAGAUCUACAAGCACAGCGAGAGGGACAGCAUCCGCAUCCGGGCGCUGGUGGUGAGCGCGCCGGGAGCAUGGCGGGACGGGAGGAGCGGCUGUGCCGAACCUUUGGGUGGUGCUGGGCGGGCUGUGGCUGUAGGGCCCGGCCUGGCCUACCUCACCUUCGAUGCGGAUGUCAAGGAGGAGUUUGUGGAGGACAAGGCAGCGAUGCAGGCCAUGUUCCACCUGGCCAAGUCGGAGGACAGGAGUGUGCUCUACGCGGUCGCAUCCACACUAGUGAACUGCACCAACAGCUACGACCAUGAGGAGCCGGACCCCCAGAUGCUGGAACUGGCCAAGUACGCCAAGCAGCACAUUCCAGAGCAGCACCCCAAGGACAAGCCGGACUUUGUGAAGCGCCGGGUGCGGAAGCUGCUGACGGCUGGUGUGGUGUCAGCUCUGGCCUGCAUGGUGAAGAGCGAGAACCCAGCGCUCACCAACUCCUGCCGGGAGCUGAUCUCCAGGUACGGGCGUGCAGGGGGGGUGGCAGGGAGGGAGCUGGGUCUUGAGGCUGCCGACACCCUGCUGGUGGCCUGUCGGCGAGCUUGCAUGCUUGCAGUGAAGGCUCUCAUCCCACUGUCCCUGGAGGGCACUGAGGUGGGGCAGACCAAGGCAGCUCAGGCCCUGGCAAAGAUCACCAUCACCUCCAACCCGGAGAUGGCCUUCCCCGGAGAGCGGAUCUACGAGGUGGUCCGGCCCUUGGUAAGCCUUCUGCACCUUCAGCGCACGGGCCUGGAGAACUUCGAGGGGCUGAUGGCAUUAACCAACCUGGCCGGCAUCAGCGAGAGGCUGCGGCAGAAGAUCCUGAAGGAGAAGGCUGUGCCCAUGAUCGAGGGGUACAUGUUUGAGGAGCACGAGCUGAUCCGGCUGGCUGCAACGGAGUGCAUGUGCAACAUGGCCAUGAGCAAGGAGGUGCAGGAGCUGUUCCUGGCCGAGGGCAGCGACCGGCUGAAGCUGAUGGUCCUGUACAGCGGGGAGGAGGAUGAGAAGCUGCGGCGGGCCGCCUCGGGGACCCUGGCCAUGCUGACCGCCCUGCACCCCCCCAUCUGCAAGCGGAUCCCCCAGGUGACGGUGCACUGCCGAGCGUUGCGGCCCCUGUGGCUGCGGCUGCGCUGGGUUCCUGCCCCGUCCAGUGCCAUCGGUUCCGGCACAGAGGGCUAA